GUGAAAUUGCUUAUACCCGUGACUGACUUUAAAGAGGAUUGCAAACAAUGCUGUAACGGCGUAUGUGCUCCGAGGAAGUUUCAUCUAACUUUCUCUUCGGAAUUAAGUUGUGACAGUAGUAUAUAUUUUAUCACAUUUAUUGGAUGUUACGUGAACGACAGUUGUAUGGACUGUGAGGUGACCUCAUGGCUAUGGAUGAUGGCUAUGGCAGAAGAUAAAGACUCUUUACGCCGCCGUGUUUAUUAUGCUGCUAGAGAUGGUAUGGCUAUUACUCUGUAUGCAUUACUUGCCAAUACUUCUGAAAAUGACCUGUGUUAUUAUUUAGAGAAUCCUGUUGAAGAUGAUGGACAAAAAUGUACACCUCUUCUUAUUGCCGCCCUUAAUGGACAUGAUAAUGUAGUCAAAAUGUUGUUAAACAGAUUUGGACCGAAUAUAGAACAAGACGGCACAGUACAAAUCGAUGGGUACGUAAUUGAUGGAGCUACAGCACUUUGGUGUGCCGCUGGAGCUGGCCAUUUUAACGUCGUUAAAUACUUGGUUUCUCACGGUGCUGAUGUGAAUCAUUCUACGAAAACCAAUUCUACCCCUUUACGAGCGGCGUGUUUCGACGGCCGACUAGAUAUCAUCCAAUAUCUGGUGGAAAACGGUGCCAAUAUACACACAGCCAAUAAAUACAACAAUACUUGUUUAAUGAUUGGUUCAUACAGAGGACAUUUGAAUGUUGUUUCCUAUUUACUAAGCAAAAGCGUUGAUCCAGAUGCUAAAGCUCAUUGUGGUGCCACUGCCCUCCACUUUGCUGCUGAGCAUGGACAUUUAGAGAUAGUCAAAAAAUUGCUUGAAAGUGGAGCAAAGAUAACCAAAAAUAACAUCGGAAUGACACCUUUGCUGUCUGCAGCAGAAAGGACUAAAGCUGAAGUUGUGGAAUACUUUAUUAAAACAUCUUGGUGUUCAAAACAAGAAUCUGUUGAAGCUCUUGAAUUGUUGGGUGCUUCAUACGCAAAUGACAAAGAUUCUUAUAAUUUGGACAAGGCAUAUUAUUAUUUAAGAUGGGCAAUGACUGAGCGUUGUAACCAUCCUGAAUACUACCUACCAAAAGUGUUACUUCCACCAAUUCCAGCUUAUGACAGCUAUUUGGAAUGUCAGACUUUAAGUGAAUUAGAAGCUAUUAAGAAUAACAGCAAUGCUCUUCAUAUGGAAUCUUUAGUAAUUCGAGAGAGAAUUCUUGGUUCUGCCAAUCCUGAAGUUCCUCACCCGGUGAUAUUUCGUGGAGCAUUGUUUGCUGAUGUUGGUCGUUUUGACAGGUGUGUAGAUUUGUGGCUACAUGCCUUAAAGCUCAGACACACACAUAAUGUGACUGUCCGCAAAGAUCUCUUAAGAUUUGCUCAGGUUUUUGCACAAAUGAUACAUAUUGGCGAAGAAGUUGUAUUUGACAAAGUUAAGCAAGUUCUUGAAGUAACAUUACAAGAAUUGGGUAAGAAUAAAACAGCCAUAAAGAAAGCUACUCAAGAUACUUAUGACUGUUUAGUAGAAGAAUUAGAAGACAACAUAUAUACAACUUUAUACUUAUUAGUGAUAAUAACAAAGUUAGUUAAAAAAUUAUCAAUUGAAGAUGAAGACUAUGUAUAUAAACUAGUUUAUCAAAUAAACAAAUUAUUGCUGACUACUUCUGAUGGUUCAACUCUCCUACAUUUAGCAGUUAAUGCAGAAACUCCUGUUGAUGAAUUUCACACAAAGUACGUUUGUAAAUUUCCUUGUUCUGCUACUGCUCGAAUGCUGAUACAGUGUGGAGCUGAUGUAAAUGCUGUUGAUAAGUCUGGAAAUACUCCUUUACACAUCAUAGUAGCUUACCAAAAGCCAAUAACUGAUUUCAUGACUUUGCAUUCGAUAAUUACAAAAUUAUUGGAUGCUGGAGCACAUAUAGAUCGUGUAAAUAACGAGGGACAAUCUCCAUUUGAUGCAGUUCUUACUGGUGUUGCAGAAAUUAUUUUGAAAUCUCAGUAUCAACUAAGUUUAAAAUGCAUUGCUGCCAAAGCAGUUAAAAAAUAUAAUGUUCCUUAUGAAGGAAUUGUUCCUGUAAGUUUAGCAAGUUUUACUGAUAUGCAUGGCUCAAACAAGAAAAAAAAAGUUCAAUGAUGUAUCAUUAUACAUAAAUUUCAGGUUAUUUUAGGAAUGUGGAAAACAUGAUCUGCUUUGCAUUGUCUACAUAUUUAAUUUUAUGGCUUCUUCUAUCAGAAAAUAAUGGUAAUGCCACACAGUAUGGAAAUAAUAUGUGUAUAUUUAUUGAAGAAACCUACAAGAAAGUGUUUUUUUUUUUUAUAUAUAUAUAUAUAUAUAUAUAUAUAUAUAAUAUUAAUCGGAUUUUACAGUGUAUAUAAAGUAAAAAUUUGAAACUUACUAUGAAUAGCUUGCUGUCUAAUAGGAAAGAACAGGUAAUAAAAGAACAUAGAAGGAGCUGCUUCAAAUAGAUAUAGACAUGCUUUGAAAAUAUUACGAUGCUGUUUCUAGACCAUUGUAAUAAAAUAAAUCUUACAAAACUAGUAUUCUUUAACUACAACAUAAGUUACAUUUCAAAUUUCCACCUAGUAAUCUUUAAUAUGCAAUGACAUUAAGUCUAAAAAUAUAUAUAAAGUAUUUUAAUUAAUAUGUAAUCUUUUGUUUGGAAUCGGAAAUCUUAAUCAUCAUUUGAGCCUUUUUCUGAUCAUGCUUUAUUAAGUAAUAUUUUUAAUUUGUAUUGUCAUUUCAGCUGUAUUCACAGUCUCUUUGUCAAGAAUGGAUUCUAUAAGAUCACUAAAAUAGUAGUAACUUUAAAAGUUUUGAUUAGUUUUUCAGGUUAAUGGUAAUAUUUAUUAAAUUAUUUUAAAAUAAAAUAUAAAUUAUUAAUCUUUUCCAUUUGCAUUGCAGUAGUGUUUUCAUUUCUGCUGUUUACAAUAGACUUCAAAAUCAGUAUAAAAAUGUUGCACUUUAAUGACUUCUGAAGUUAAAGUUGUUAAUAUAAGAAAUUUAUUUUAAAUCAUUUUCAAAUUAAUAUUAAGCCUCUUCCAGCAAGCAAUAAGAACAUCUAUUCCCAUUUAUUUUAAAUAGGUUUAAUGUUUUUUCCUUCUCUUUCCUGUUGAAUUUCAAAAUACAAGAGUCAUUGUAAUAGUUUAUUUAAUGAACUUCAGUUCUUAAUACUUGCUUAAAUAUAAUGCCCUUGAGGGUUUACCUCUGACAGCCAUCUGUACAGAUACUUUCAGAGUCUGCUUUUUCAUAAUUUUAAUUUACUUGUAUUAUUAGCCCUAAUAUCAAAAUACCAAAUAUAAAGAUUUAAGAUAUAUACUAUAUAUAUUUAUUUAGUCUUCUAAAUUGUAUUAGGAAAAGACAGUGUUGCAUAUCAUAUUUUAUAUAGUUUUAUGCAUAAAAAUAUCUUUUUGUAAACUUUUCUAAAAAAUUUAUCCAUUGUAUGAAAUUGUUUCGUAUUCUUAUAUUGUAUAGCAGUAGUAAGCUAGACCGACUAUGCAAUGUGUUUAUGCCAGUUUAUAAAAUAAAUUACAAUUAGGCUAUCUUAUAUUUAUCAUUUUUCAAUCAAUAAUUUGUGAAUAUUGUGGUGUACAUUUCUAAAAUUGUAAAAUCUUGUACAAGCAUUUUUAUUUCUUGUCAGGAGGCUAUCCUGGUAGUUUGUUUUGUAUAAAAUGAGUUUUAUUUUGUAACAUGUUAAUAGUUUUUGACGUUUUAAGAUGUAAUUUUUCAUGUAAAGAAAAUGUAUUGCUGAAAAAUAUUGAUUCUGCAAAUGUUGGGAUUCGAAGUAUAAUCAUAUGGGUAAAUUUAUUGUCACUUUAUAGAAGGGAAAUGUUAGUUAUAAAUAAAUCUCAGUUAUUUCCUGCUGAAAAAGAAGUGACUUGUUCAAGCAGGAAGGGGAUUUUUUUUUGGGGGGGGGGGGGGGGUAAUUGUUUUGAAAUCUGUGAAAAUUGCAAAAGUAAGAAAUACUAAAACUGUAAAAAAAUCACUUAUCAGAAAUAUCCUGUGCUAUCAUAUAUUUCUUAUGGUCUUUCAAAGUUAUCACAGAUGCCAAGAUUACUAGCAGAAUGGCUACUUUGGCUGAAAGAUAAGUAUUUUUUCUCUAUGGUACUUCUACAGCAACCAUUGUAUUGAUUAAAUCUCAAAUGAGGUAUGAAUACUUAAGGAUUAAUAUUUUUGUGAAUGUAAUUUUCACAUUUAUUGACAAAUUUGUACAAGAUCACAUAUGUGUUCAUAUAUUCACAUAUAUCCAUAUAAGAUUUUUUAACUAUUUAUAAUUUUAAACACUUGCAGCAAUGUUGUGCUUUUAUUUUUUGAUUUAUAAAUUAUUAUAAAUAUUUAAUUUAUAUCCACAUAAACUUUUUUUUUCCAACAAAAUGAAGCAUUUCCAGAAAAUAGUUAACAGCGUUUUAAAUAAUCAUUUUUGUUAUAAAAUUUGUUAAUUAAAAUAUUUAGUUUCAUAAAGUUAUUGAGUUUAAUAAAAAAAUUAUGAAUAUGUUUAUUUUAAUUUCAAUAACUUUUAAGUUAAAGUAUAUGAUGAAAUAUAUUUUCACCACUGUGUUUGCUUUUGCUAAUGACAGGGCUUCCUUUCCAUCUUUCCAUAAUGUGCACAUUGUGGAAAUAUGUUUACUCAAAUAACUAAUGUCUACAGUUUUUUAAGUGUAAGUUACCUUGAGUAGCCUGAGAAACUUCUUUGUUAUGAAAUUGCAAAAUAAUUCCUCAUCUUCAUUCCUGACACAAUGUUAUACUUUGCUGGAAAUUCAUAUGAAUAUAAAAAUCAUCAUUAAAUAUUAAUAAAUUAUUGUUGAAAAUGUUCUAAAACAUUUUUCUAUGUUCUUUUAAAAGUAACAAUGUUGGAUUUGAUUCUUGGCUAUAGAUUGAGAAGGUAAUUUUUCAUCCAUGUUGACUGUUUUCAGAAAAAUAUCUGUUAGCCAUAUUAUAUAUGUAAUGCAAAUCAUUACUUUUUAUCUAAAAAUAACUUGCAUAGAUAAUUUAAUCAUGUUGUAAUAAUGUAUUAAAAUGUUUAUCUAGUCUGUGAAUUAAAUUAUAGAUUUUCAUACUUUUUUGUGUGCUUUAUUAUAUUUUUACUAAUGAAGUUGUAUUUCUUAGUUUUAGUUUUCUGUUUUUUAUGUAAAUUUUUUCUCAUCCAUUUUUAUAUAUGUUUCUGUAUUUCAUGUUUUUUAAAUAAAUAUCUGUUUAGUUCUAUAUUUUAUUAUAUUUGAAGUAAUACUCUGUAUAUGUGAUAUGUUAAAUACUGAACAGAUUUAAAGACCUACAUAAAGUAAGUUUGCAGUCUCUUUACAUAGAGCAUAAUAAAAAAUAUUACUGAAGGAUCUUGCACAUAAUAAAAGGUAUAUCAAGAAUGUGAUAUGUCCUUCAGUAUGUGCAAGAAAUGUUGUGUAUGUUUAUGUUUCUAAUGUAUCAAAUAGUAUGUCAUCUAAGCAAAUAUUAGCAGGAGCAGUAUUCAGUCAUAUCAAAUGAUUAUCUGAGCAAAAUAUUUUAGAUUUGAAAACAGUGUUACAGUUGACGUAAAAAUAAAGAUAUGGUUUAAUAUGCAGCUAUUGCCUGUUUUCAGAAAGAAAAUUGGAACUGCUUUCCAUUUGCUUACAAACUAAACAAAAAAUUGCUAUAUUUAUGCUAUCUCCAUAAAUAUCUUUCUAGGAUGAUUUUAAAUAAUUAUGUUACUUCCAUUAGUUAGUUAAUUCAAAAUUUAUUUAAAUGAGAUUUAUCUCGGAGUACAUAUGUAAAUGAUGUGAUUGUUAGAAAAUAAGAGUACUUUAUAAAUGCAGAUAUGAUUUUAAAAUGUCUUAAUUUUUUUUUUCUGGAAUGUUUCUAAAACUUUCUAAUAAUACAUAUCUUUGAAAAGAUUUGCAUAAUUAUUCCUAAAUGUAAAAUUUAUGUAAUGUUCAGCAUUUAUUAGUCCAUAAUAGAAAGUUUUUAAAUUUUUUUUAAAAUUGUUAUACUGUUAUGUUUAAUUGCAUUUAUAACUGACUGCUUACAUAUUAAAAUAAAAAUUUUGUGAGUGAAUAUACUAUAUUAUUGUCCUCUCACUGUUUUCUGAACAAUCAGCAUUGUUAGAAUAUGUGGAAAUAUUGAAGUAAAAAUCUGUGUUAGUAGUACAUGUUUACCAGCAUUCUUUUGAUAUUCAAACUGUAAUCAGUUCUGUAAUUCCCAUGAAUUUGGCUCAAUAUCUCACAUAGAUAUACUUUUCUCUUCCCGCGGGAAGACAAAAAAAAGGAAAUAUCAUUCAUAUUAUUUAAAUGUAAUAUGUUUAUGUUAAUGAAUCUCCAAGUAUCGUAAUACUUUUGAAAUUUUCUGUUUUCUGUUUAAACACAAUAGUUUCAUUUUACAUAAUAUUCAUUAACUUAAACUACAUAUCAUUUAUAAAUUCCAUGUUUUUUAAUAUACUGUGAAACGAUAGUUAAUAUCUUUUAAAAACGGAACUUUUCUUCUGCAGAUGAAUAGUAGAACCUUUGCAUACAAAUCUAAUUCUAAUUCAUCGUCUAGCUCAAAUUUAUUUUCAGUUACUUUUUGAGUCUUUGUUUUAAAUAAGUUGUAUAAUAUUGUAAAAUUUUGCAAGUAGUAUUAUCUCUAUAUGAAAAUUGAUCUAGAUAAUUGUAACAAGGAUUGAAGAAAAGGAAUAACAUAUUUGAUGCCACUGUUAAGAGUACUUUACAAAUCUUAUAUAUUUAUACAAAGUACUAUAAUAGCACAAUUUCCAAAAAAAGAAUUUCCUUAUGUAUGACAAAAUUUAAGUUUUCAGACCAGUCAUAAUUUUGACUGGUGUGUAAGAUUCAACAGUAUACAAGUUUGUAUGAAAGAUGAUUAUGUAAGAUUUAACUCAUUGCAUCUGCUGUAUAAUUAAACUUCUUUAUGAAUAUUUUUAAAAGCAUAGACUUACUAAUGAUGAUGUGCUUAAUUUUCAUUAUUGAUAUUAAGGAACCUUUCGUAAAACAUUUAAAUGUGAAUUUGAAGAACCAGUUGGAUACUGAAUUAUAUUUAAAACUUGCUUUUGAAGUGUAUGCAUGUACUAAGAGGUAGGUUUUUGAGUGUCAUGAAAGCAGUCCAUAGUAUUUGUUUGCUAUCUGUUAUCUAAAUUUAAUUAUUGUAUAGAACUAUACAAUUAGAAUUAAUAUAGUUUUUCUACAUUUUGCAAUAAAAUCUGCCUGUUGUAAUUUAAUUUUGUUAAAAUAUGCAUAAAUUUUAUUAAUACUUGAAUUAUAUCAGUGCUAAUAAGAGUGCACUUGAUGUUAUAUGAGCCUAAGUAUAUAUAUAUAUAUUGGAGCUUCUUUUCAAACUUUUGACGCCUUAUUUGACAAAAUACAUUUUUGUACUUAUUGCUGCCUUAUUGCAUAUCAGAUACCUGUAAUUUUCAUAGUUAGACAUAUGACCUUGUAUUACAUCACAUAGCUGAUGGUUGUUUUUACAUUUUUAAAAGUUAUAUAUACAUAUGAAUAGAACUGAUGUAUUAUAAGGGAUAGUUCACUGUAUGCCUUACAAUAUUAAAUUAAUACCUAUUUUCCUAUUUUUUCUUAAACAGGUAAAUUGUGUAUGAAGUGUAAAAAGUAUGAAAUAAAAUUUAUGAUAAUAUUUUAA
Molecule: messenger RNA, 7590 nt
Organism: Stegodyphus dumicola
Lineage: Eukaryota; Metazoa; Arthropoda; Arachnida; Araneae; Eresidae
Product: protein fem-1 homolog B-like
Molecular function (GO): protein binding
Source: RefSeq, a predicted model, not a curated record